Messenger RNA from Echinops telfairi (small Madagascar hedgehog), 2695 nucleotides. Its product is annotated as U3 small nucleolar ribonucleoprotein protein MPP10. Lineage: Eukaryota; Metazoa; Chordata; Mammalia; Afrosoricida; Tenrecidae. Gene Ontology annotation, cellular component: sno(s)RNA-containing ribonucleoprotein complex; Mpp10 complex; small-subunit processome. Gene Ontology annotation, biological process: rRNA processing. The transcript is spliced from 11 exons. The record is from RefSeq and is a predicted model, not a curated record.
AUGGUGUAUGACUCAAGAUACUUGUGCGAAGUGGUAGAUAAGUGGCAGAUGCAGAACGAAGAACUUGAAAGCUCAAGACAAGAGUUUUCGGGCCCAUCAGGCAAAAGUUCCAGAAACCUGAAAUACAAAGAUUUCUUUGAUCCACUUGAAAGUGAUGAAGAUAAAGCAAGUGUUCAUGAUGAACUAGGUUCAAAUGAAGAAGAAAUGGCUGAAGAAAAAGACAUUUUUGACAUGGAUGAAGGUUUUGACCUUGAAGAAAAUGAAGACGGUAAACAACAUAAAGGAUUACGACGUGUGACCUUUGCUCUGCCAGAUGAUAAUGAAACUGAAGAGCUAAAUACCUUAAGUGUAAAGAAAGAUUCUGGCGAAAUUAAAUCAUCCUUUGAAAAAAGACAGGAGAAGAUGAAUGAGAAGAUUGCAUCUUUAGAAAAAGAGUUGUUGGAAAAAAAACCAUGGCAGCUUCAAGGGGAAGUAACAGCACAAAAGAGACCAGAAAACAGCCUUCUGGAGGAGACCCUGCACUUUGACCAUGCAGUCCGGAUGGGUACGUGUGCUCCCUGAAGUUCGCAAGAAACCACCCUUCAACUAGAAGAUAUUAUUAAGCAGAGGAUAAGAGAUCAGGCUUGGGAUGAUGUAGUACGUAAAGAAAAACCCAAAGAAGAUGCAUAUGAAUAUAAAAAGCAAUUAACAUUAGACCAUGAGAAAAGUAAAUUGAGUCUUGCUGAAAUUUAUGAACAGGAAUAUAUCAAACUCAACCAGCAAAAAACAACAGAAGAAGAAAAUCCAGAGCAUGUAGAAAUUCAGAAGAUGAUGGAUUUGCUUUUCUUAAAAUUGGAUGCCCUUUCAAACUUCCAUUUCAUACCUAAACCUCCUGCACCUGAGAUUAAAGUUGUGUCAAAUCUGCCAGCAAUAGCCAUGGAAGAAGUAGCCCCAGUGAGUGUUAGUGAUGAAACUCUCCUGGCCCCUGAGGAAAUCAAGGAAAAAAAUAAAGCUGGAGAUAUAAAAACAGCUGCUGAGAAAACAGCUACAGACAAGAAACGAGAACGAAGGAAAAAGAAAUACCAAAAACAUAUGAAGAUAAAGGCAAAGGAAAAGCAGAGUAAAUUGUUAGAAAAGAGCUGCCCCGAUCAGGCAGGGAAAUAUACCAAAGCAUUGGCCUCAAAUAAAUUAAAACAGUUGACAAAGGCAGGCAAAGCAUCCCUACUGAAGGAUGAUGGGAAAGACAAGGCCUUGAAGUCAUCUCAAGCAUUCUUUUCUAAGUUACAAGAUCAAGUGAAGAUGCAAAUCCAUGACAAGAAGAAAGCAGAAAACAGAAAUAAGAAAACACAAACUAUCUCUAUUCAUAAAUUAAAGCUAUGAUGUAUUUUUAAUAUGUAAAUAUUGUGAAAGCUUGUAUUCUUCAUUGCUCUGUUUUAUAUUAAAAGACCAUCUCUAAACUUGUAUGUGGAAAGCCAGGUUUUACUUUCUUCUUGUUAGGAAGCAGGAUCGUCACGUCAAGGCCCUUCCCAAGCACAGAAGCCAUUGUCUUUGCUUUUCCCAGGGAUCUAGGGAAGGACCAGUUAGCAAAAGUGGCCCGCAGCUUGAAUCGGGUUCAGGAGCCAACCACUCUUGUCAUAUCCAGCUGUCUGCAACAGACGGCCUCAUUCUCUGAAGUUGUGCUUUCCAAAAGCCGGUAGAAGGUUCUCCUACGUGCUUUACAUCCUUCCAUUUUGGAAGUGAUCAGUCAUCUGAGCACAGAUGAGUGUAGGCUGUAGGGUACUGUCCACAUUAGUACCACAAGGGAGCAAGACUGGCCUCUGCAGAGAACCAACAGGUGGUCAGUUUAAAGCUGACAGAAGGUCUACACAAGAUUGGGGGAAAGCAUGAGUUAGUACCGUAACUCAUUUGGAGGUUUUUCUUUUCGAGAGAGAUUUCCAAAGGGUACCUGUGAAAAAGCAUGGAGGGUUCCAUACCUGAUCUUCCGCUUCCCUUUUGUCAGACAAUACCCCACCCUCCAUUUUUUGCCUAUUCUGACACCAACUGUUCCAGAACAUAUUUCUAUACCGAUUCGAUAAUUUGUUGCAAUUUUCGGGUCAAUUAAUUAUGUGAUGUGCUUCUAAUCAAAGUCCACUUUCCACUAAAUGACUAUCUUGCUUGAGUCUUAGGAAGGUUGGGGAAGAUACUGAUAGGAUUCACUUGUGAGUAGAUUCCCUGGAAUGCCAUCCUGCUGUGUAUAUAAUGAGCCUUCUGAGGACUAUCAUUACCAGCAAGAGCAAGGGUCUCUGGACCUGAGAUCCCUGUGCUGUGAACCUGGAUUCAGAAGUCAGGAGGAGGAGGAGCAGAACCAGGAGCCAGAGCACGGAACAGAGUGCUGGACUUCCCUAACCCACAGAGCAAAUACAGUUGAGUGCUUUUGUGCAGGAGGCUGGCUUGUGGAUUAGGGUGUCUCUGGGCACUUAAUUGGGAAACGGGCUUGCUGACUCAGAAGUGGAGCUGAGGCUUGGAGUGGAGUGUCUGGGCAUUUAAUUCAAGUAGCUAGUUUUAUUGACCCAUGGUGCCUGAGCUGAAUACUUUCAGGCUGAGGCUUACAGCAGUGUGGAAUUUAUUGACAGAUCUGAAAAAACUUUGUAAUAUGCCCUGAUAACUGUAUCCUGAGUGUUUCUCACUGGCAUUACAAUUUCUUAAAUUCCUUAAUAAACCUGUUGUUGAUCAUUAA